This is a messenger RNA of Manis pentadactyla (Chinese pangolin), 9410 nucleotides long. RefSeq names its product ankyrin repeat and sterile alpha motif domain containing 6 (gene ANKS6). The record is from RefSeq and is a predicted model, not a curated record. The transcript is spliced from 15 exons. Gene Ontology annotation, biological process: innate immune response. Bases 75 to 2684 code for a protein of 869 amino acids. Gene Ontology annotation, cellular component: cytoplasm. Gene Ontology annotation, molecular function: protein binding. Lineage: Eukaryota; Metazoa; Chordata; Mammalia; Pholidota; Manidae.
GGGCGCCGGCGGGCGGUAUCCGGGGGCGGAGCCGGCGCGGCCCGCAGGGCAGACGGGCGCGGGCCGCGGCCGCGAUGGGCGAGGGCGGGCUGCCCCCGGCCUUCCAGCUGCUGCUGCGCGCCUGCGACCAGGGCGACACGGAGACGGCGCGGCGGCUGCUGGAGCCGGGGGCGGCGGAGCAGGCGGAGCGUGGUGCGGAGCCCGAGGCGGGCGCGGAGCCGGCGGGGCCCGAGGCGGCCGGGCCCGGGGCGGCGGCGGCCGGAGCUCCGGUGCCCGUGGACUGCUCGGACGAGGCGGGCAACACGGCGCUGCAGUUCGCCGCGGCCGGGGGCCACGAGCCGCUGGUGCGCUUCCUGCUGCGCCGCGGCGCCUCGGUCAACAGCCGCAACCACUAUGGCUGGAGCGCGCUCAUGCAGGCGGCCAGAUUUGGGCACGUGAAUGUGGCACACCUCCUUUUGGAUCAUGGUGCUGAUGUUAAUGCUCAGAAUCGGUUGGGGGCCAGCGUACUCACUGUGGCCUCUCGGGGUGGCCACCUGGGUGUGGUGAAGCUGCUCCUGGAAGCUGGUGCCUUCGUGGACCGUCACAACCCCUCAGGCGAGCAGCCAAGGGCAGGGGACAGCAGGGAUGAGUUGCUGGACAUCACAGCCCUGAUGGCUGCCAUCCAGCAUGGGCAUGAGGCCGUGGUACGACUGCUCUUGGAGUGGGGCGCUGACCCCAACUGUGCAGCCCGGACCGUGGGCUGGAGUCCACUGAUGCUGUCAGCACUCACUGGGAGACUUGGUGUGGCCCAGCAGUUGGUGGAGAAGGGGGCCAACCCUGACCACCUCAGCGUGCUGGAAAAGACUGCCUUCGACGUUGCACUUGACCAUAAGCACAGGGACCUUGCAGACUACCUGGACCCACUGACCACCGUCAGGCCCAAGACAGAUGAGGAGAAAAGGCGACCUGAUAUUUUCCAUGCAUUGAAAAUGGGAAACUUCCAGCUGGUCAAAGAGAUUGCUGACGAAGACCCCAACUAUGUGAACCUAGUCAAUGCAGACGGGGCAACCCCACUGAUGCUGGCAGCUGUCAUGGGGCAGCUGCCUCUGGUGCAGCUGCUGGUAGAGAGGCACGCCGACAUUGACAAGCAGGACAGUGCGCAUGGCUGGACGGCCCUCAUGCAGGCCACCUACCAUGGGAAUAAGGAAAUUGUCAAAUAUCUGCUAAACCAAGGGGCAAACGUCACCCUUCGAGCAAACAAUGGGUACACAGCCUUUGACCUGGUGAUGCUGCUGAGUGAUCCAGACACGGAACUUGUUCGACUGCUGGCAUCUGUCUGCAUGCAGGUGAAUAAAGACAAAGGCCGGCCCAGCCACCAGCCAUCCCUACCCCAUUCGAAGGUCCGACAGCCCUGGAGUGUCCCAGUGCUGCCCGAUGACAAAGGCGGGCUUAAGUCCUGGUGGAACCGAAUGUCCAAUCGGUUCCGGAAGCUCAAACUGAUGCAGACCCUUCCCCGUGGGCUGUCCAGCAACCAGCCAUUGCCAUUUUGUAAUGAGCCAGAGGCAGCGCUGGACUCCACAAUGAGGGCAGCCCCCCAGGACAAGACAAGUUGGUCUGGGCUCCCUGAUGUGGCUUCUACAACGAAAGACAAUGGUCCUGGGAGCACAAGAGGAGAAAGAGAAGAUGUGUUAUUGACAACCAUGCUUCGGAAUGGAGCCCCCUACACCAGACUCCCGAGCGACAAGCUGAAGGCAGUCAUCCCCCCAUUCUUACCCCCUUCCAGCUUUGAGCUGUGGAGCUCUAAUCGGUCCCGGACAUGUCACAGUGGGAAGGCAGACUCUGUGAAGACUGUGCUGAGAGCCAGCAGGGGCCACCCUGUGGGCAUGGGCAGCGGGAGCACAGAGCCCAUGCCUGUCAGGCCGGUUAAAUUUCCAUCUCUCUCCAGAAGCCCUGCUUCUCCUGCUAAUUCUGGAAACUUCAACCACUCCCCUCAUUCCUCAGGUGGCUCCAGUGGGGUAGGGGGCGUGAGCAGGCACGGUGGGGAGAUGCAUAACCGCUCAGGUGGCAGCAUAGACAGUGUCCUGUCCCAAAUCGCUGCCCAGAGAAAAAAAGCAGCUGGACUGUCUGAGCAGAAACCCAGCCAUCGGUCAAGUCCUGUUGGGCCAGCACCAGGGUCCAGCCCGUCCGAGCUCCUGGUCUCCCCUGCAGGAUGCAGUGGUGCCAGUGGCAAGAAACUGGAAACGAGCAAAAGGCCUCCAUCUGGAACUUCCACUACCUCCAAAAGCACCUCGCCCACCCUCACGCCCUCCCCUCCACCCAGAGGGCACACAGCCGAGUCCUCAGUGUCCUCCUCCUCAUCCCAUCGGCAGUCUAAGAGCAGUGGGGGCUCUAGCAGUGGCACCAUCACAGACGAGGAUGAACUGACUGGAAUCCUUAAGAAAUUAUCGCUUGAGAAAUACCAGCCCAUUUUUGAGGAGCAGGAGGUGGAUAUGGAGGCAUUCCUCACGCUUACCGAUGGUGACUUGAAGGAGCUGGGUAUUAAGACAGAUGGAUCCAGGCAGCAAAUUUUGGCAGCGAUUUCUGAACUGAACGCAGGCAAGGGACGCGAGAGACAAAUUUUACAGGAAACUAUUCACAACUUCCACUCUUCCUUUGAGAGCAGUGCCAGCAACACCAGGGCCCCUGGAAACAGUCCCUGUGCGUGAUCCUCCUUCCUGUGCCCACCAACCGGCAUAAGCUUUCAAGUCCCAGCACCACCGCCCUUGCUACCAUCAGCCCUUCCCCAGGCCCUGGACAGCCGUAUGCAUUGCCAGACCCUGGGCCUCAGUCGUGUUGUUUCCUGCUGCAGUAGUUGGUGAUGACUGUUGCUGUAACAAACGCCACACAACAGAGAUGCAUUCGCGUGUGAAGUCCACUAUGGCUGCUUCUGCUUGGCGGGUGGUUUCCCCCAGUGAUUGCGGGACCCAGCUCCUUUCAUCCAUGGCUCUGUUGUCCGUCCUCAGGGCCUCAGAAUCUUUGCGUCUGGCCGCCAGCAGGGGGACGGAUGGUGGAGAAGGCAUAACCGUUCUUAACUGCUUCGCUCCGAACUACUCACAUUCCACUAGCCACCACUCUUCACGUGGCCACACCUGGAUGCAAGGAGGCUGGGAGGUGCGCUCUUCGUUCAGGUGGUGGCUUCCCCACAGCUCUAAACUUAGAUGGGGCAGCUUGUGUUUUGAGCCCUCUUCCCUUAAAACACUUUUGUUCCUUGUGAUCCAAGUCAUCUAUCAAAUGAAGUCUUUCUUACCUCCCUUACACAGAACUAACCCUUCCAGCCACUGGGGUCCCCGGCUGCCUGUUUGUAACUCUGCUCUUGCACUUCACUGUACCUGCUGCAUACAACAUACAACAGGUAUUCAGGAGGUGUAUACUGAAUGCAUUUUUCUUCAUGGCAAAGGCAGCCUUUAUAUAGGAACAAAGAGGAGGCCUACUCUGUGAUCUUGGGGGAAUCCUGUCUCCUUUUUGGCCUUCAGUUUCCCCUGCAAGAUCAGGGAUCAGCAAGGUGAUGCUUUGAUACACCAUGCUGGUCACUCAUAUCACUGUAGGGCUUUCUGCACUUCAAGUGGGAGCAGAAGACCCUAUUACAUUACAGGGUGGAAGGACUUUGGUGCUCAAAUUUUCUAGGCAAAAAAGCAGAGAACUUAGAAUUUCUUCUCAACCCCGUUAAUUCUGUGUUCUUCAGUAGAGAAUUGGCCCAUGUAGUUUUCUACCAUGUCAUAUUAUAUUGGAAGGGCUCUGACUUUUUAAAUCCAGUAGCUUUCUGAAGUAUUUUCAAAUGAGUGCUUCAUUGGGCCAGCACUUAAGGCAUUUCUGUCAUGUGCCUGGGUACUCAGGAGCCAGUCCGCACUCUUGAGGACCUUGACAGGCAAGAGAAUACAUCAAUGGAUGAUCCCAACCUUGGGGAGCAGCAUGGUGGAGUGGAAAAAGCUUACGCUCUGAACUCAGCUCAAAGUUCAGGUCUAGCCCCACAGCUAGCCAGCUGUGUGGCCUCUUCAUCAGAACAUAGAGCCAGUUUGCAGAAGUAUUUGGCCUACAGAAAGUGCCCAAGAGACAGCAGCCUUCAUGGAAUUCUGACCUCUACCCUGAGCUCUUCCGGGCCACAUGUUGGUCUCGGUGAGGUGCCAUCUCUCUUCCGUCCCUGCCCCCAGCCAUGAAGGCCCCUCCCCACCCCCUAGCUUUUAGAGGCAGCUGUUACUGUGCUGCCCAGAGGCUGGUCGUGCUGUCCCUCCACCUGCUGGCCCAGUGGGUACUAGGCCUGCUUCAUCCGCAUCCUCCCACUCACAGCAGUUGGCUUUCAGAGAAAGGCACAGAGAAAAGGUGUCGCUUUAGCCAUCACUGAUAAACAUCUUAUAAAUGCUCCUCACUUCCCAGCCUGAGACAGUUAAGGAGCAUCUACUGUGUGGGGCAGCUUGGCCUCAGCAUCAUCCGUCCUCACUGCCAUCUGCAAUCAUUUAACUUCAGCCUGUGCAUCAGGGAGGCAGGCACCAAGGAGCAGAGCUGUGAGCCAGUUACCAGCCCAGAAGGGGCAAAGCCAGCUGAGAACUGGGUCUGGUGGGCUUCUGAGCCCGUGCCUUUUCCACAGACUCCUGCUGCUAGGAGGACCAGGAUUCCUGCUGUUUUAAUGUACUGACAUCUUCAGGGGUUAUCGAUAGUCAUAGAGCUGUUAGUCCCUGAAAUACAUGGCCCCCAAGUUAUGUGCAUUGAAAUUUCGUGCCUGCUUUUCACCGUUAUUUUGUUCUUUUCAUAGCUGCUAUAUUUGUACAACUUCCUGUCAGAUAAAUCCCACAUCAACAGGAGCUGUGCUGGGAGGUCAGCUUUUCACAGAUGCAAACCUCUAUAAUUUCAUCUGAUAACCCCAGACAGAGCAGGGCUUAUUCCCAUUGUGCAGAUGGGAAAACAGAGGCUUGGGACAGAUGCCUUUCUUGUCUUUUGCACUGGACUCAAGUGGUUCUAAGGCUUUUUCUCCCAGGCAGUUUGUGUGCUGGUUGGUGAGAGAUUGCUGGCACCCUUUCUGGACCAUGAUCAUCCGUUCCUGGUGACCUUUCUCACCCCACACAUACCCCAGCCUGCCUCCAGGAGGCUGCUUCCCUCCACAGUGUUUCCCUUGCUCAGUGACCUUCACCAGUAUUUCCAAAAGUGUAUUCCUUGGAAUGCUAGUUCCACAGGGUGUUACUAGGUUUUCAUAAAGAAAAAUAAAGGGAGUAUACAUGUGAAAGUGGGUUCAGGCUCUGUGAUCAGCUGGGCUUAGGAGACACAGAAUCAAAGCCCAGUUAUGUGAUAUUUGCUGCAGGACAUCUCAGCCUUCAGCAUGCCGGCCUGUGUAGGGCAUCUUCAAGGGGGCCGUGUCACAUGUGGGUGGCAUUCCCACACAUUUGAUCACGGUGCUAUUGCAAGACAGGUACCUGGGACACCCCUGGAAACCCUCCUUUGACGAGGAAAGUGGCAGCCAUGAGGCCUCACAGCUGCUGGGAGUGGGGCCAUGGUCUCCCAAGGGCUGCAGCUGGGUUGGGAUUCUUGGUCCUGGUCUCUCCCCACAGCUCUGCAGAGGUGACCUGGUUGGCAGUGAGACUUCGGGAUGGGGGAGCCCCGACUUUGAGAUGGCUGGGGCCCUGCUCAGAGGCCUGUCUGUCCUGGGGGUCUCCUGCAGCGUGGAGGGCAUCCUGUCCCUGGGUUGGUGCAGUCUCCUUCCUGGCGUGUGCUGGAUGCCCACGCCCCACCUGCUGCUUGCCAGGGGAAUGUUUCCACUUCCUUGCUUCGGCAUCAGGCCAUUACUUGGAGGCCAGCUAGUUCCGCAAGGAGAAUGUUUAAGUUUUCAUUCCUUCAUUCACAGAAUGUUUACUGAGCAUCUACCCUGUGCCUACCCCUGCUUGUGCUUUGGGUCCAGAGAUGAACACACACUCAUCCCUGCCCUUAAGGAAGCUAUGUUACCUCGGAGGAGCCAAGCACACAGAUACAACAGUGCUAAGCCAUGCUAGGAGUCUGGUAACAAAGGCGUGUGCUAGGUCUGUGGCUCAGAGAACGUCACCAGUGACAGCUGAGGCGUGGCCUGGGCAGGCCCACGGGAGAGCUGGCAGGUGAAGAGCAAGGGUGCCCCAGUGGGGAGACAGCAUGUGUGAAGGCAGUUGGCACAUAACAUUUGUGGAUUUUCAUGUCAUUGGGGGUGAGUUAGAUACCUGCUUUUUCUAAUUUUUGCUUCUUUUAUUUGAAAUGCGUACAAGCAGUCUGUUAGCCUGGAAGGAGCCCUGAAUCUAGGGUCAGCACUAUCCCUGGGUUUUGGCUCAGCCACUUCUCACUGGGUAACACCAGGCAUUGUCCUCCUCCCCUUGAACCUCAGUUUCCCUCAGGUUACAAGGGUAUGGCCCUCCCCAGGGUACUGAGGGUCAGAAGAAUGUGAGAAAGCCCUUUUCACACCAUGUGGAAGAUGUGUAAAGAGCUCCACAGUGGCUGCACAUUUGAAAUCAAUCUCUCCCCUCCCACCUUUCCCUUCUCCCCUCAUCUGCCCCGGUGAAACCAUGGCUGGAGGGUGAGGCCAGAAGAAGCAGCCUCAGCCAAAGGUGGCAGCGGCUUAGAUUCUGCUGGCAUCAGAGCCCCGAGGAAGUGAGGGCUGGAAGUGGGUCCCAGCCCCCCAGCUGCCUGACUCAGGGUGUUCGUGUGAUUGCGAUUCCCAGCAAGGUGGACAGAGAGAAGGUAUUCCAGCCUAGUCGCAAGAGCCGGUCUAAAGCGCAGAGCGGGCAGGACACCUCUCUGACCUGCUUUUGCCUUGGAGCUGCCCAAAGUCACUGCUGUGCAGGCCAGGCCCUGGGUAGACAGCUGUGGACAGCUGUGCUGACCUGAGCUACCUCCUGAAGGCUGGGCCCCUUCCUGGGAAGAUCCUGCAGCCCAGCCCGAAGGCGUUGUGAAGCGUCAUCUAUGCCUGCCUGUUCUUGUCUAUUUCAAGCACGAUAAUCACAUAUUUUUGACCAAUAGAUUGUGUUUAACAUGUAAGGAGACCUGAUGUUUCCCUUGAUAAAGUCAGUACUAAAUCCUGUAGGACAGACUAGAGAGAAUGAAUGAAUCUCCUUCCUGGGGGAGGUGGGAGGUGAGUCACCUCCCUGAGUGGAUUCUCCUCAAAUUUUAUUUCUGGAGGGCUUGCCAGGCUCCCGCUGGCCUCAGAGGGACUCUGCUCCUCUGUAACCUGCAGCCUAAGGGGAUUAGACCUUGCCUGACAUUGCAGCCCUCCAGCUGAGAAGCCAGGCUGUAGACAGUGAGUCACUGGAGCUGGGGGCUCCGGGCUGACGGAAGGAAAGUGCCGCAGAGAGCGCUGGUAGUGGCUGGGGCAGGGAGCCCCUUUCAUUGGUCUUCAGCUUCCUUCCCAAGGUGGAGGCCACCCAGGCGCCCUGCUCUGGGCCUUCCCCAGGCACGAGCCAGCUCCCUAAGGUGAACGGAGCCAGGGCCUGACUGUCCUCUGCAGGGAGCCCUCGGCCCCCUUGCCCCUUGGUGGUGGGGGUGGGAGGUAGCCUGAGGCCAGGUCCUCAGCAGGGCUACUGUAUUUUUUGAUAAGAGUCAAGGAUGCUAACUGAUUUCAACCCUAUAGAGCAGGUUUCCCUGUUCCUCACUAUCAAACACUUCAUUUUAUUACUGUUUUAUUGUCAUUUCCAUACAGAGGAUUCUUUGAAAGAUUUUUGUUUGCCAAACAUACAUUAAAUAACCGUGAGUCUGUCCUCUCACUUUGAUUUUGCUCACUAAAGGCAUAAAUCUCUGCUCAGAUUUCUUCCAGCAGUAACUUUACAGAGCAAGUCCCUGUGCUUCUGUAAGCUGCCUCACCUCCGCCCCAAUUCCCCUGAGUGGCAGCCUUCAAGUUCCCCUUCUGCCAGUUCAGUGGCUGUGGCACACAUUAUCUGACCUCACCGAGGUCCCCAGUUAACAAGGGGGAGUUGGCUUGAAUGUGGCCUCGCCUCUCAUGCUUAGGAAGAGUCCACAUUCCCUCCAUGCUGCCUUUCAGCACAGAGAGGAGCGCUGAGUUGGUAUAAGCCCAACCAACAGGAAAAAUAAAACCUGUUAGUCUGUAUGGCUUGUUCAUAAUUUUGGAUAGCGUGUGGUGCUAUGAAAUACUAUAAAUAACAUGGAGAUUCUCUUUGUUCCUUCUAAAAAUUCUUACAAGUCAGGAGGACUGCUCCAUCCACACCUCUCCUAUCAGUCUCACGUUGGCAUGCUCAGCCCUAUAGCGCAUUCAGGGAGCAGAGGGUGGCCUGGGUCUCAGUCCUGAAGCAGGUGGAGUAAGACCAAGUCUGGGGGUUCCUGGAGGGCGGGUAUAUACUGGGGAGACUGAAGCAGUCAGCUCUCCAUGAAAGGACAUUCCAGGAACCAGAGCUACCUGGGAGGGGAGUAUCCCCCAGAAAGCCCCCCCGCCAGCCCCCGACAGAGCCUGGGUGAGCCCAGGCCAGGGUGGCUGGAUAAGGGAAUUCAGGUGGAUGAGCACUGGACCAGGCAAGUCAUUCCCAAAAGGUGUAGGUGUUGUGAGAAAAACUACAGUGCAAUGAGUUUGCCUUACACUAAAUAUACCCAUUUUACAAGGUUGGCCUUGAUUCUGAAGGAGGUCCCUCCUCCUUUGGGGAAAGAGGUAGUGGUGAUGGUAGUUUUAGUUUUACUGAUGUGUGAAAUUCAAAUGCCUGAGAAACACUGUUCUAGGUCACUUUUGAGAUCCCUUCUGUGCUAUGAUUCUAUGAAAAUCUAUCCAAAGAAGGGGAAUAUCAAUAAUAUAUUGAUACUCCUCCAUAUGUUAAACACAGGAUUACCAUAAACUCCCACAAUUUCUCCCCUAGGUAUAUGCCCAAAAGAACUGAAAAUAAGUAUUCAAGCAAAAACGUGCAUGCAAAAUAUUCAUAGCAGCACUAUUUACAAAAGCCAAAAGGUGGAAACAAUCCAGAUAGCCUUCAAUGAAUGAAUGGAUAAACAAAACAUGGAACAGCCACACAAUGAAAUAUUAUUCAGCGAUAAAAAGGGAAUGAAAUAUAGAUCCAUGGGACAACAUGGAUAAACCUUGAAAACAUGCUAAGUGAAAGAAGCUACACAUAUUGUAUGAUUCCAUUAAAUGUCCAGAAUAGGCAAAUCCGUAGAGGUAGAGAGGGGUUAGGAGUUGGGAUGGGGAAUAACUACUUAAUGGGUGGGGCGGGGGGUUCCUUUUCCUUUAAGUUCUGGAACUAGGUAAUGGUGAUGGCUGUACAUUGUGGGUGUCUUUAAUGCCACUAAAAUAGACACUUUUAAAUGGUCAGUUUUAUGUUCUAUUUUACCAUAAUUUUUAAAAAAGAUAGAAAAGGGGAGCUCCUGACCUGGCUGGUCUUUUACCCCUUUCCUUUCAAUUAGUCCAUCUCAACCUUGCCAUUAUGUGAAAUAUGGUAACCACACCAGGGUCU